Culex pipiens pallens (northern house mosquito) is the source of this 2110-nucleotide messenger RNA. Its product is annotated as G protein-activated inward rectifier potassium channel 3-like. Gene Ontology annotation, cellular component: plasma membrane. Bases 256 to 1929 code for a protein of 557 amino acids. The record is from RefSeq and is a predicted model, not a curated record. Gene Ontology annotation, biological process: regulation of monoatomic ion transmembrane transport; potassium ion import across plasma membrane. Gene Ontology annotation, molecular function: inward rectifier potassium channel activity. Lineage: Eukaryota; Metazoa; Arthropoda; Insecta; Diptera; Culicidae. The transcript is spliced from 4 exons.
GCCUGCUCUUAUCAAUCAUUUGUCCUGUUUGUGUCUGUGAAACUGUCGGAACGCCGUCGCAGACAGAGUCGUCGCGUGUGCAGGGUUCGAUUUUCGAGCAAUGCCGCUAAUCGGCGGUGAUUAGUGCCCGUACGGUAAAAGUGAUUGACGAGCGGUUUUUAAUCCAAGAGUGCCUCGACUUUAUCGCAUUGCGGGGUAAUUUGCAAACCCCCCCUCAAAAUAAUCAAACGGAUUUAGUCAAAGUCUCAGUGUGCCAUGAGCUACCUCCAGAAGCACGCGCCUCCGCCGUUGGACAUUGAGUCGCCGGGAACGCGCGAUGACCAGAAGUUGCUGGGGAGUCCGUUUGACAAGCUGGCGCCGAUGAUCAUCGGGGGUCAUGAUGCCGGAUACAAUAGGGCGGGAAAUGGCAUGCAGCAGCAGCAGGGAAGUCCGGUUUCGCCGACCUCGCCGCUGGUGUACUGUCCCCGGUCGCCGUCGCUCGGAAGGAAGAGUCGUGCCUUCCGGCCCGGAACGACCCGGAAGUACCGCAAGCGGGCAAUUCUGAAGAAUGGCGAGUGCAACAUUACGACGUCCAAGGUUUCGCAGCAGCACUUGCGGUUCCUGCAGGACAUCUUCACGACGCUCGUGGAUGCCCAGUGGCGGUGGACGCUGCUGGUGUUUGCGUUCAGCUUUAUCGGGUCGUGGUUGUUCUUCGCGGUGAUUUGGUGGCUGAUUGCGUUCACCCAUGGCGAUCUGGAGGAGAUGCACCUGCCCGAUAAUCAAGCCGAAAACGGGUGGGUUCCGUGCGUGUUCAACAUCCAGUCGUUCACGUCGUGCUUCCUGUUCUCGAUCGAGACGCAGCACACGAUCGGGUACGGCGUGCGCACCACGACGGAGGAAUGCCCGGAGGCGAUCUUCAUCAUGUGCUUCCAGUCGAUCUACGGCGUCAUGAUCCAGGCCUUCAUGGUGGGCAUCGUGUUCGCCAAGAUGACCCGGCCCAAGCACCGAACGCAGACGUUGCUGUUCUCGAAGCAGGCGGUCAUCUGUCAACGGGACGGGGAGUUGUGCUUCAUGUUCCGGGUGGGGGACAUGCGCAAGAGUCACAUCAUCGGGGCGAGCAUCCGGGCCCAGUUGAUCCGGACGAGGUGCACCAAGGAGGGCGAAGUGCUGUCGCAGUACCAGUCGGAGUUGGACGUUGGGGCGGACGGGUGUGCGUCGGAUUUGUUCUUCAUCUGGCCGCAGAUCGUGGUGCACCGAAUUAACGCCGAUUCGCCGAUGUACAACAUGUCCGCGUCGGAUUUGCUGCAGGAUCGGUUCGAGAUUGUGGUCAUCUUGGAGGGGACGGUGGAGUCUACCGGCCAGAGCACGCAGGCUCGAUCGAGUUAUGUGAACGCGGAGAUUCUGUGGGGCCAUCGGUUCGAGCCGGUCGUGUUCUACAACAAGGAGAGUCAAGGGUACGAGAUCAACUACAGCCGGUUCGAUGAGACCACGCAGGUUGAUACGCCGCUCUGUUCGGCCCGUGAACUGGCCGAGUUCUACAAGAUCCAGGACGAUUAUCGCAGCAACGACAAUCUGGACAACAUUUCGUCCAAGACGCUGCUGGAGAAGCGCUGGCAGUACAAGUACCGCUCCCUGAUGGACACGCUGAGCCAGUUCAACGUGGAGGACGAAACCAACAGCCGAGGAGGAGGAGGAGGCGGAGGAGGUGCCAACUCGGUGCCCCGAACUCCCGUCAUUAGCAACCGGCGGACGUAUCUGACCAUUCAGGGAGUGCCGAGGCGACCGCGCUCGUACCUGCAGCUGGAGAACAAUCUGCGGAAUCUGUUUGAUGGGCCCCCUCCGGCGGGAUCACCGCCGCCGCCUGCUGUGGUCAGUGACCAUAGCAACGGUGAGCAGAGCCAGUUCCAUCGAAGCAACAGCUACAACGCCAGGAGCAGGACCAACAGCUAAAAGUUGGGGUGGUUUGAUACAUUCCUCAAAUCUGAGACUAUCAUAUCGAAUAGAAUCAUGUAUUAGAAUAUUCAAUUUUUAAACGGUAAGCAAUUGUAGUUUAAGGCAAACGAGAGAGUAUUAUAACAAGAGGGAGAGUGAUAUUUGAAACGAGUGAGCACAAUAAAGCAAACAAUUCAUG